Oryzias melastigma (Indian medaka) is the source of this 1839-nucleotide messenger RNA. NCBI's taxonomy places the organism in Eukaryota, Metazoa, Chordata, Actinopteri, Beloniformes, Adrianichthyidae. The record is from the annotation of a RefSeq genome assembly.
AUGAAUUUUACAACUAUGAUUAUAUCAUCUAGCCUUAUUUUAAUCUUAAUUUUACUUUCUGCACCAGUUCUGGGAACCUUGAAACCUUUACCUUACGGCAACCUGUGAGCCUUGAAAAGUGUCAAGACAGCAGUAAAACUUUCCUUCUUUGUUAGUCUUUUACCUUUAUUCAUUUUUCUUGAUCAAGGCACAGAAGCAGUAGUGACCAAUUGAGAAUGGAUAAAUACAUAUAUAUUUAAUAUUAACAUUAGCUUUAAAUUUGAUAUCUACUCCAUUAUCUUUACCCCUGUCGCCCUUUACGUUACCUGGUCAAUUCUAGAAUUUGCAUCCUGGUACAUACACUCUGAUCCUAAUAUAAACCGCUUCUUUAAGUAUCUAUUAAUCUUCCUAAUCGCUAUAAUUAUUCUAGUUACAGCUAAUAACAUAUUUCAACUAUUUAUUGGCUGAGAGGGGGUAGGAAUCAUAUCGUUUUUGUUGAUUGGCUGAUGAUACGGUCGAGCUGAUGCAAAUACCGCCGCUCUCCAAGCAGUUAUCUACAACCGAGUGGGUGAUGUUGGACUUAUUUUAGCCAUAGCAUGAAUAGCAGUUAAGCUUAAUUCAUGAGAAAUACAACAAAUUUUUUUCCUAUCUACAAAUUAUGAUAUGACACUUCCACUUUUAGGCCUCCUUGUUGCAGCAACCGGAAAAUCCGCUCAAUUUGGACUUCAUCCCUGGCUUCCUUCAGCUAUAGAAGGUCCAACACCAGUAUCUGCCCUACUGCAUUCAAGCACAAUAGUAGUAGCUGGAAUUUUCCUAUUAAUCCGCCUGAGCCCCCUUAUAGCUAGUAAUGCCACAGUAUUAACCGCGUGUCUUUGUUUAGGUGCAUUAACCACUGUAUUUACAGCAACAUGUGCACUUACUCAAAAUGACAUUAAAAAGAUCGUAGCAUUUUCAACCUCUAGCCAACUGGGUUUAAUAAUAGUAACCCUUGGUUUAGGGCAGCCACAACUAGCUUUCUUGCACAUCUGCACCCACGCAUUCUUUAAAGCCAUAUUAUUUUUAUGCUCGGGUUCUAUUAUUCACAGCCUAAACGACGAGCAAGAUAUCCGUAAGAUAGGGGGUCUUCAUCACCUCACCCCAUUCACAUCGUCAUGCUUGACUAUUGGAAGCCUGGCUUUAACAGGAACUCCUUUCCUAGCUGGAUUUUUCUCCAAAGAUGCUAUUAUUGAAGCCUUAAAUACAUCAUAUCUGAACGCCUGAGCCCUUAUCCUAACUUUAUUAGCCACAUCAUUUACCGCAGUCUAUAGCCUUCGUGUGGUUUUUUUUGUAUCUAUGGGUCACCCGCGAUUUAAUUCACUCUCCCCUAUUAACGAAAACAAUAAUGCAGUGAUUAAUCCUAUUAAACGGCUAGCUUGAGGAAGUAUCUUAGCGGGACUAUUAAUCACCGCUAACAUCACCCCUAUAAAAACCCCUGUAAUAACCAUACCGCUUUCCCUAAAAAUAGGCGCCCUAAUCGUAACUAUUCUAGGACUUCUAGUUGCCCUGGAACUAGCCUCCCUUUCCUCCAAACAAUUUAAAGAAAAACCUACUCUUGAUUAUCAUAAUUUUUCAAAUAUAUUAGGGUUUUAUCCACAUAUUAUUCAUCGACUAACCCCAAAAAUUAACUUAAUCCUUGGUCAAGCCAUUGCUAACCAAAUAAUUGAUCAAACUUGAUUAGAAAAAACUGGCCCUAAAAUAGCAGCUUCCUUAAACACUCCUAUAGCCUCCUCAAUUAGUAAUCUUCAACAAGGGGUGGUAAAAACUUAUCUUCUCUUAUUCUUUUUUACUUUAAUACUAACCUUGUUUAUUUCAAUUACCUAA